UAAAAUGCAUCGUUUCGUUAAGGAAGCCGUCGGUCACUUCGCAAUGCUGCCCAAGCCACGGCCGAUGUCUGCCAAGAGCACCCAAAAUCGGCCCGGUAGCUCAAACAACUGCAAGCAGAAAAUUUGCGAAGACAAAGCGCGUGAUCUGGGAAUGUUCGAAGGAGCCGUACCGGGAAGGCUUCAGGUCGCGAGCCCGCAGAUGUGGCGCCCAUGUCCGGAUCCUCCAAAGCCCCGCGAGUUUUCCUGCGAAGAUGCGGGUCUGUUGAAUAUUGCACGCCGCAGGCGCGAACCGGUGCUGAAAAAGACGAGCUGCACGAGCCCCGCUCCUAGUGUUGAAGCACCGGAGUGCAUCAAAAUUAAGGAAGACCUUUGCAUGCGCGUACAGGUGCCAGGAUGCGGCAAGGUAAAGUUUCCACCGAAAUGCGAGAUUCCGGUGCCGAUACGAGAUUGUGUCAAGACGAAGGCACCAGUGCCAUCAUUUUCCGAAGCAUAUAAAAACCCAUUUCCGCCGCUACCGAUUUCGGAAUGCUUGUGCUAUGAGUCUACGAAAAUAUGCUGAUAUGUUGGAAUACAUGACUGGAGUGGUUUUACAACAUUAUUAAUCCCGGCUGAACUAGUGGAAGAAGUCACUGAUUUUUGUUCAAUAUUCUUUGCAUUUCUUUAAUUUGUGGAAUGCAAAUUAAAAGAAAAAUUAAACGUUGUUUAAAA
Messenger RNA from Anopheles nili, 708 nucleotides. RefSeq lists its product as uncharacterized. Bases 5 to 559 code for a protein of 184 amino acids. The record is from RefSeq and is a predicted model, not a curated record. The transcript has a single exon. Lineage: Eukaryota; Metazoa; Arthropoda; Insecta; Diptera; Culicidae.